AUAACUUUUACCUAUCGACUCGUGUUCUCGUAUUUGAUAUUCCAAUCCAAACCUAUUUCCACAUAAUUCUGCGUUUUGAAGAUCAAAACAAGCAUCUUCUUCCGAUACUGUCAAUUUCGUUUCGAUCAGGGUGAUGCGAUUAUUUACCACUGCAUAAGAUUGAUUUUAUCGGGUGCAUGAAUCUACCACAUAACAAACUCACAUUUCAAAACACUCGUCUAGUUUUUAAAUUGACUUAAAUAAACUAGAAGGAAACCGCCACACUUUUGUUGCAAUGGAUCGUUCCGAUGACCUGUAUAAGGAGCGUAUGGCUGUACUUUUGAAAGCAGUUUAUGCAACGAAGUAUGUUAAAGAUGAUAACGUUCCAUCUCAAAUAGAAGAGGGUCUCUAUUUGGGUUCUGUUGGCGCUGCGAAUAACAAGACCCUUUUGAAAAGUUUGAACAUUACUCACAUUUUAACUGUCGCCUCUUCACUUCCACCUGCACACCCGAAUGAUUUCACUUACAAAAUUGUUGACAUACCCGAUAGAAAAGAAGUAAAUAUCGCACAAUUCUUCGAUGACUGUUUUAAUUUUAUUAAUGACGCGACAAAAACGGGUGCUGUGUUGGUGCAUUGCUUUGUGGGAAGAUCCAGAAGUGUGACUAUUGUUGUGGCAUAUUUGAUGAAGAAACAUCGCAUGAGUGCGUCUGAAGCACUGAGCCUCGUGAAAAGUAAGCGAAGUGUAGCUGCUCCUAACUCGGGCUUCAUGUUACAGCUGCAUAAUUAUGAAAAAUGUUUUUCGGGUAUUUCUAGUUUUAUAUAAAAACGUUAAACGGCAUUGAACUAUUGAAGGAUACCCUCACGAUCAAGGAUCCUAUUAAUGGAUACCCUCAUGAUAAAGAAUCUACAUUUAACUUCAAUUGUUUGAUCAUUAUGUUAAUAAAAAUACCUCAGUUGUUUAAGUC
This is a messenger RNA of Helianthus annuus (common sunflower), 944 nucleotides long. RefSeq names its product dual specificity protein phosphatase 1. Bases 275 to 802 code for a protein of 175 amino acids. The transcript is spliced from 5 exons. Gene Ontology annotation, cellular component: cytoplasm. Gene Ontology annotation, molecular function: MAP kinase tyrosine/serine/threonine phosphatase activity; protein tyrosine/threonine phosphatase activity. Lineage: Eukaryota; Viridiplantae; Streptophyta; Magnoliopsida; Asterales; Asteraceae. The record is from RefSeq and is a predicted model, not a curated record. Gene Ontology annotation, biological process: protein dephosphorylation; negative regulation of MAPK cascade.